GUCAACCCCGCAGACACAGUAAUGGACUUGAAACACUGGCCGACGCACCUGAGACUUGCUUCUAUACCGCGUUCCCUCUUUCGCCCGCUCCUCCUCCCCCCGUUUCCACCAAUCAGGUGAACCCAGCUGACACAGUAAUGGACUUGAAGCAGUUUCUGGCCGACGCGCCCGAGACGUGCUUCUAUACCGCGUACGACCUUAUCCUCACCAAGCCGGACGGGCUGCGUUACCACCUCAUGGAUUACGUGGAGAUUGGUGAGGUUGCUGACGUGGCGGCCGGCGGGUGCCUGCUGGAGAUGUUCAACACGUUCUACGACGACCGCGCCGUGCGGCUGCACGUGCGUAAAACGAGGGAGCUUAUAUCGAUGGCGGGUUCGUACUCUAGCGCGUCUACGGCCAUGGCGGCGGAAUAUGAGCUAGUUAAGGGGCUGGCUACUGAACGCGAGCUUGGGGGGGAUGAGAAGGAGGAGGGGGAGGGGAAGGACGGCGAGGGGGAGAAGGGGGAGAAAGACGGGGAGAAAGACGAGGAGGGCGGGGAGUGGAAGAAGAGCGGGAAGGGGAAGAAGGGGAAGGGGCGGCGGAGCAAGGAGGAGGAGGCGAAGGAGAAGGAGCGGCGGGAGAAGGAGAAGGAGCGGGAGCGCAAGGCGAAGCUUCCGAGCAGCAAGGCGCGCAUGGAGGAGAUCGCGUCGCUGGAGCAGGGCGUGGGGCUGGGCGAUGAUCCCAAGGGCGUGCUCGCGAAAGUCAUGGUGAAGGGCGGCGCUGACGAGGAGGCCGCGCCCGUGUGUGUGGAGAGCAUCGCCUUCUCUUCUUUCAACCCUGGGCGAGGACGGAUGGAUGGAGAGGAGAUGGCGUGGCUGGAGCAGGGCGUGGGGCUGGGCGAUGAUCCCAAGGGCGUGCUCGCCAAGGUGAUGGUGAAGGGCGGCGCUGACGAGGACGCCGCGCCCGUGUGCGUUGAGAGCAUCGCCUUCUCCUCCUUCAACCCUGUUCCGGGGCCCAGGAGGCUCCAAGGCGACCUGGUCUACCUGGAGGUGGUGACAGCGGAGGAAAGCUCUUGCGUGACGGCGCACACAAGGGGCUCUUCUCAAUCCACACAUCUCUUUCCCCUCUCCACCGGUCUCAACCGUUUCCCAUCUUUCAGGCUGCAAGGCGACCUGGUCUACCUGGAGGUGGUGACAGCGGAGGGAAAGCUCUUGCGUGACGGCGCACACAAGGGGCUCUUCUCAAUCCACACAUCUCUUUCCCCUCUCCACCGGUCUCAACCGUUUCCCAUCUUUCAGGCUGCAAGGCGACCUGGUCUACCUGGAGGUGGUGACAGCGGAGGGAAAGCUCUUGGGGGCAAGGCGACCUGGCUGCAAGGCGAUCUGGUGUAUCUGGAGGUGGUGACAGCGGAGGGAAAGCUCUUCUGUGUGACGGCGCACACGAGGGGCUUCUUUGUCAACCGCAGUGGCAGUCCCAGUGGCACACGUCUCAUAUCCCUUUCCACCACUUUCAACCGUUUCCCAUCCCCCUGCAGGCUCCAAGGCGAUCUCGUAUAUCUGGAGGUGGUGACAGUGGAAGGAAAGCUCUUCUGUGUGACGGCGCACACGAGGGGCUUCUUUGUCAACCGCAGUGGCAGUCCCAGCGAUCUGGUGUAUCUGGAGGUGGUGACAGCGGAGGGAAAGCUCUUCUGCGUGACGGCGCACACGAGGGGCUUCUUUGUCAACCGCAGUGGCAGCGGCCGCAAGCUGGACCCGCGCCCUGCUGAGCCCAAGAUGGACGCGUCCACUCUCAUCGGGCUGCUGCGCCAGAUCAGCCCGCUCUUCUCCAAAGCCUUUGCGGAGGUGAUCGAGGGCAAGGCCAACCGCCACCCCUUCAAAACUCUCCAUCUGCUCUCCCCUCCCUCCCUUCACCCUUCCUUCAUCAGCCUUUGCGGAGCCUUUGCGGAGGUGAUCGAGCGCAAGGCCAACCGCCACCCGUUUGAGAACAUGCUGGCACCGCUGCCGCCCAACGACUGGGCGGCAAAGCCCAUCUGGGGCGGCGCGGACGGCACGGGGCCGCUACAGUAUACGCGUGACGUGGCACGAUCCGAAGACGCUCUAAUGGCCCCCUUCGGUAUCGAUUUCAGUGGCGUUCUGAGGGACUGGAACGAGGAGCUGCAGAGCUGCCGCGAGUUACCGCGUAACUCGUUACAAGACCGGAUUCUGCGCGACCGGGCCUUAUAUCGAGUCAGCUGCGAGUUUGCUGAUUCGGCGGUUCGCGGCGCGAAGGCCGUGAUUGGCCGGUCGAUCCCGCCGAUCAACCCGCAUGACGCGGAUCGGUUCCAUAUGUAUGUGCAUAAUAAUAUCUUCUUUUCCCUGGCUGUUGAUGGGGAUUUUGCGGCGCUGCAGCAGAUUAGAGAGGCGGAGCUGAAGCAGCAGGCGGAGGCGGAGGCUGCUAAGAAGGGGGAGGGGGAGGGUGGGGAGAAGAAGGAAGGGGGAGAGGAGGGGGGUAAGGAUGAGGAGAAAAAGGAGGGGGAGAAGGAAGAGGAGAAGAAGGUGGAAACGAAGGAGGAGAAGAAGGAGAAGAGGGACAAGAAGAAGAAGGAGAAGAAGGAUAAGAAGGAGAAGGAGAAGAAAGAGCAGGAGGCGGCAGAGGAGAAAAAGGCGGAGGAGGCAAAGGCAGAGGAGGCAGAUAAGAAGGAAGGGGAGAAUAAGGAAGGAGAGAAGGAAGGAGAGGAGGGGGAGAAGAAGGAAGGCGAGGAUGCAGCAGCAGCAGCAGCAGCAGCGGCAGUGACGGAGGCAGAGCAGGCAACGUAUGCAUCGUCCAACAACGACCUCAAGGGCACCAUGGCUGUCAACAAUGCGGACAUCCCCGGGCUAUACUCGCUGGCUAUGGCGAUCGUGGACUACCGCGGGCACCGAGUCAUCGCUCAGGGCACCAUGGCUGUGAACAACGCCGACAUCCCCGGGCUCUACUCGCUGGCCAUGGCCAUUGUGGACUACCGCGGGCACCGAGUCAUCGCUCAGAGCAUCAUCCCGGGCAUUCUCUACGGCGACCGCACGACUCAGAUGCUGUACGGGUCGGUGGACACAGGCAAGACCAUCAAGUGGAGCGACUCGUUCCACCCCAAGAUGCUGUACGGGUCGGUGGACACGGGCAAGACCAUCAAGUGGAGCGACUUGUUCCACCCCAAGGUGGCGGAGCUGGGCAAGGCGCUGCACCUGAAGGAGCACAAGGUGACGGACGGGGAGGGCAAGCCCCUCUGUCUCACGUCCUCUUGUUCUCUUCCUUGUCUCACCUGCUCCUGCCCCCUGUGCCUCGCUUCUCGCUUCUUUCACCCCCAGGUGGCUGAGCUGGGUAAGGCGCUGCACCUGAAGCAGCACAAGGUGACGGACGGAGAGGGCAAGGAGGCGACUCUGUGCUCGCCUGUGGAGACCAAGGGCAUUCUGGGCAGCGAUGACAGGUGCGUGUGGGAAAAGAUGUUGACAGGGGGUGAGGGAAUGUGGAUUAGACCCACGAGUCCUGGGCGGACGGGGAGGGCAAGGAGGCCACUCUGUGCUCGCCUGUGGAGACGAAGGGCAUUCUGGGCAGCGAUGACAGGUGCGUGGUGGAGAGUGGUGGGGAGGGGUGAUGGGUUUUGGGGAGGGAUUGACGAGAAGGUGAGGUUUGUGGGGGCAGGGGAGUGCUGGUCUGACUGUAUGGCUGAGGGCAAGGAGGCGACUCUGUGCUCGCCUGUGGAGACCAAGGGCAUUCUGGGCAGCGAUGACAGGAAAUACCUGUUGGAUCUGAUCCGCCUCACUCCCCGCGACGCCAAUUUCACCGCCACCACCACCAGCACCACCACCACUGCCACCGGUAGCGACGGCACUGAUACCAACACCACUGCCAACGCUGCCAACGCUGCCAAUGCUGCUAACCGCCUGGCGAUUCUCCGUCCUGAGCUGGUGGAGAAGUUCUGCCGGGAGGAGCAGGUGGAGCGGUGGAUGGCUCAGAAGGGCGUGAGCGAGCGGCCGAGUGCAGAGGAGGUGGAGGCAUUAAAGGAGAAGGGAGAGCUGCCUGACGUGCUGUUCAACCCGAAUGCGCUGACAGAAUUCAAGCUGGCCGAUGAUUCCAAGGAGGUGGAGGCGCUGAGGGAGAAGGGCGAGCUGCCUGACGUGCUGUUCAACCCGAACGCGCUGACAGAAUUCAAGCUGGCGGAUGAUUCCAAGGUGUUGAUUGCAGAGGAGGUGGAGGCGCUGAGGGAGAAGGGCGAGCUUCCUGACGUGCUGUUUAACCCGAAUGCGCUGACAGAAUUUAAGCUGGCCGAUGAUCACAAGGAGGUGGAGGAGGAUGAAGCAGUAGUGCGCAAGGCGGGCAAAUACCUGAUCGAUACAGCACUGCCAGCACUGGUGGCGGAUAUCAAGAGCUCUGAGGGGUGGCCCGUGGACGGCCGCUCGCUUGCCAGCACCAUGCACGCACAUGGCGUCAACCUGCGCUACCUGGGCCGGGUGGCGAAGGAGGUGGCUGACGUGGAGCAGGUGUAUUGGCUGUGCGUGGCGGAGAUGGUAGUACGGGCCACCAAGCACGUGCUCAAGGCUGUGCUGCACGAGACGCUCGAGCAGGACGUGGCGAAGGAGGUGGCUGACGUGGAGCAGGUGUACUGGCUGUGCGUGGCGGAGAUGGUGGUGAGGGCCACCAAGCACGUGCUCAAGGCUGUGCUGCGCGAGACGCUCGAGCAGGACGUGGCCGGCGCCAUCGCACACUUCCUCAACUGCUUCCUCGGCACCUCCACCACCACGCCGCCGCCCACGCUCCCCGGCGUCGGGGAUACGGACAAAACUGAGGGCGGCGCGGCGGGCGGCGGGGGGAAGAAGAAGAAGAAGGGGAAGGGGGGAGAGAAGAAGGAUGGGGAGGAGAGGAAGGAGGAGGGGGAAGAGAAGAAGGAGGCGUUUCUGUUUGUGGUGGAUGUGCCGGGGUAUACUCGUAUCACGGCGGAUAUGGUGUGGUCUGAUAUCACUGAAGGCGUCAAGUACAAGUAUCAGUUCGAAAUCCCUUCUGAGACGCGCAAGAUGGUUCGCAGCCUCGCCACCCUCCGCAACAUCUGCCUCAAGAUGGGCAUCGUCCUGGCAGCCAGGGAUUACAACCUGGAGUGUGACGUGCCGAUCGCCAUAGCAGAUGUGUGCGACCUGCUGCCCCAAGUCAAGUUCGCUUCUCCCGCCUGCAGCGACGCGCAGAAGCUGCUGGAGAAGGGCAAGAGCCUCGUGCACAAGGUCGGCUUGCCUCUGCGCCCGCGCUUCUCCGCCACGCCUCAGAGCGGGCAGUGGCUGCGGGAGCACGAGACAACCCUCAACUCGGCGUUUGAGAUCCUCAGCGAGGCCUACCAGAUCCUGCAGCAGGUGUGCGGGCCACUUCAUCUGGACGUUGCAGCAUGCUGCAGGUACCUGGCUCUGAUCUUCUACCACGCAGGAGAGACAGGCAAUGCCAUUCUGCAGCAGCACCGCGAGCUGAUUAUCAACGAGCGGGUUGUGGGGACGGACCACCCCGACACCGUGCACAGCUACGGCAACAUGGCUCUCUACUUCCACGCCAUGGGCGAGUCUGAGCUUGCCCUGCGUCACUUCAAGCGCACCCUGCAGCUGCUCUCGCUCUCAGCUGGCAACGACCACCCGGAGGUGGCCUCGCUGUUCGUCAACAUCGCUCUCACCUACCAGGACAUGGGCAAGUUGCAGAACGCAAUGAAGUACCUGCAGGAGGCGGUGCGAGUGAGUGAGAAGCUGCUGGGGGAGAAUCACGUGCAGGUGGCCGUGUGUCACCACGCUCUCGCCCUCGCCUUCUCGUCUAUGGGGGCGUUCAAGCUCGCUCUACAGGAGGAGCGCAAGGCACAGGCGGUGUUUGAGAAGGCGGUGGGGAAGGAGGACCCGCGCACCAAGGAGUCAGAGCAGUGGGUGCAGUCGUUCCUCGACCGCGAGCUCAGGGCGCAAAAGCAGAAGGUGGGGCAAUCAUCAGCAACAGUCCAGCAGCAACAAGCAGCAGCUCUCCGUGUGGCCGAAGCUCUCAAGCAACGGCCGGAGCUGCUUCAGGUGUUGCAGGCAGCAGCAGCGCCCGGAGCAGGAGGCUCCACCUCGUACCAGCGUGCCGUGGCUGACGCUCUGCUUCGGGGAGAGGUCCCCCCACCUGCUCCCGGAGCUGGUGCAGGCAGGUUCGGCGGAGGCAUGGGAGCUACAGGCUCCUCAGGCACUGGCAUUCGAGCCAGAGGUGUGGACGAGCGGGCUUCCAGGGCUGCUGCAGAGGCUCGGCGGAAAGCAGCGGCUCGGGGGGUGAACCUGCGAGGAGCUGCAGGUUCGGCAGGUGCCCGAGCCGGUGCACCCAGUGCAAUGGACAUGGAAGAACUGAUUAAUUUCAUCAAUAGCACGUCACCAGCUUCUGGUGCGGCUAGCUCUUCCGCUAGCAAGACAGGCUCGGCAGCUGCUCCGGCAGCUGGCUCGGCAGGUGGUUCGGCAGCGCCUGCUGGGCUUGGCGGUGUGGGCCUUGGUGUUGGUGUUGGUGCUGUCUCAGGAGCUCCGCCUCCCACGAAAGCUGGAGGAAAGAAAGGUGCGGGAGCAGCAGCGGCAGCAAGCAAGCCUGCAGCUACGGCAAAUGGAGAAGCAAGUCAAGGGGAUGCUCCUCUGGGUCUGGGGGGGGGGCUUGCUCCCUUGCCUGGUGGCAAGGAGACCCUUUUUCCCGCCAAGACCGAGGCCGGUAUCCAGGUCGGCAACGCCUGCUGGGAGCUCUACUGCCUGGAGCAUGGCAUCCAGCCUGAUGGCCAGCUUAUGACCGGCGAGAAGACCUGCGGAGGAGGCGACGACGCCUUCAACACCUUCUUCAGCGAGACUGGCGCUGGCAAGCACGUCCCUCGUGCUGUGUUCCUCGAUCUGGAGCCGACUGUGAUUGACGAGGUCAGGACCGGUGCCUACAGGCAGCUGUUCCACCCCGAGCAGCUCAUCUCCGGCAAGGAGGAUGCUGCCAACAACUUCGCCCGUGGUCACUACACCAUUGGCAAGGAGAUCGUUGACCUCUGCCUUGACCGCAUCCGCAAGCUUGCCGACAACUGCACUGGUCUCCAGGGCUUCCUGGUCUUCAACGCCGUCGGCGGUGGUACCGGCUCCGGUCUCGGUUCCCUCCUCCUGGAGCGUCUGUCCGUGGACUACGGCAAGAAGUCCAAGCUCGGCUUCACGGUCUACCCGUCUCCUCAGGUGUCGACCUCCGUGGUUGAGCCGUACAACUCCGUGCUCUCCACCCACUCGCUCCUGGAGCACACCGAUGUCGCUGUUCUCCUCGACAACGAGGCCAUCUACGACAUCUGCCGCCGCUCCCUGGACAUCGAGCGUCCCACCUACACGAACCUGAACCGUCUCGUGUCUCAGGUCAUUUCCUCCCUGACUGCCUCCCUCCGCUUCGACGGCGCUCUGAACGUCGACGUGACCGAGUUCCAGACCAACCUGGUGCCCUACCCUCGCAUCCACUUCAUGUUGUCCUCCUACGCUCCGGUCAUCUCCGCCGAGAAGGCUUACCACGAGCAGCUGUCCGUGGCUGAGAUCACCAACAGCGCGUUCGAGCCUUCCAGCAUGAUGGCCAAGUGCGAUCCUCGCCACGGCAAGUACAUGGCCUGCUGCCUGAUGUUCCGUGGUGACGUCGUCCCCAAGGAUGUCAACGCCGCCGUUGCUACCAUCAAGACCAAGAGGACCAUCCAGUUCGUCGACUGGUGCCCAACUGGGUUCAAGUGCGGUAUCAACUACCAGCCUCCCACCGUGGUGCCUGGUGGCGAUCUCGCCAAGGUGCAGCGUGCCGUGUGCAUGAUCUCCAACUCCACCUCCGUGGCGGAGGUCUUCAGCCGGAUUGACCACAAGUUCGACCUCAUGUACGCGAAGCGUGCAUUCGUUCACUGGUAUGUCGGCGAGGGCAUGGAGGAGGGCGAGUUCUCGGAGGCCCGUGAGGACCUGGCUGCGCUGGAGAAGGAUUACGAGGAAGUCGGGGCUGACUCCACCGAGCCUGGUGAUGAUGAGAACGAGGAGUACUAG
Messenger RNA from Closterium sp. Naga37s-1, 7994 nucleotides. The record is from the annotation of a GenBank genome assembly. Lineage: Eukaryota; Viridiplantae; Streptophyta; Zygnematophyceae; Desmidiales; Closteriaceae.